UUUGAAGAAUUAUGGACAAAGUCACUGCAAGAAUAACUUCUCUUUCCCUUGUACCAUCGCUGCAUUCAGUUUCAUUUCUCUGCUGAAUAACAUCAGUCUGUUUCUAAUGGCACUGAGCAGUUUCAUUUCUCUCUUCUCUCCUCCUUCUAAUGUUUCCAGCAUUUUCUUCCCUGAGAAUUGCCUGACUAUAAAAGCCUGGACACAGCAUCACUAUCUACAUGUACUUGUACAGCUUCUUCUUUACAUAGACACAAGACACACAACCUGACAGAAUGAGUGGGUCAUCUAAGGAGGCAUUGAAGCUGCAUUUACUACAACUGAAAUGUCACUUCACAUGGAAACUUCUUUUGAAGGACACAGACCCUGAUGAAAUAGAAAAAAGACUGUAUGACCAGCUGACUUUUCUUGUCACCAAGAACAAAUACAUGGUAUACAAUCUACUGGCCUAUGUGAUGCAUCUGAAAGGUGACUACACAAAAGCGAUUGAAAAUUUAGAGAAAGCUGAAGAAAUGACUAAAGAGAACAAUCUGGAUGAAACUGAUCACAGAUAUUUGGUGACAUAUGGAAAUUAUGCUUGGGUGUUCUACUACUUAAACCAGUAUGAAGAGUCUCAAAAAUAUAUAGAAAAAGUAAAGCAGAUUUCUAAGGAACUAAAAGAUAAACCAGACGUGGCGGAGAUCUAUGGUGAAAAAGCCUGGUCACUGCUAAAACUUUGUGGCCAAUAUUAUGAAGAAGCAAAACAAUGUUUUGAGAAGGCUUUGGAGCUCGAGCCAGAAGAUCCUGAGUGGAACAGUGGAUAUGCAACCGUGGUCUAUAGACUGGAAGGCUUCAAUGGCAGAAAAUGUCCAGAUUCAGAAUGUAAAUCACUAGAUCUAUUGACACGUGCCGUCGAGAAGAAUCCAAAUGAUGCUGUGGUGAAGGCACUACUUGCUUUAAAGCUGCAAGAUCUCAACAGAAAUGAUGAAGGAAAAACAUAUAUCAAAGAAGCCAUAGAACAAGCCCCAAACCUUCCAUAUGUGCUCCGUUAUGUAGCAAAGUUUUAUAGAAGAGCUGGGAUGCUGGAUGAGUGCCUGAAAGUCAUGAAAAUUGCAUUAGAACUCAUGCCAACUUCUGGAUUUCUACAUCACCAAAUUGGACUAUGUUACAGGAAUAAGUAUUUCAAUUACAAAAAGGAGUCUGGAAACAGAAACAUUUAUAACAGAGAAAUGGACAGAGAAUCAAAUGUCCUCAUCCAAAAUGCCAUCUUUCAUUUUGAAAAGGUGCUGGAGUACAAGAAAACAUUUGUGCAUGCACAUAUAGACUUAGCUACUAUGUAUUGUGAAGCAAAGGAAUAUCAGAAAGCAGAAGAUACAUUUCAAGCAGUUUUGGCAUUCACCAAUCUUAUAGAAGAGGAGAAGCAGCAAAUCUAUUUCAAUUAUGGCAAUUUCAAAGAACAUCACAUGAGAUCUGAAUCUGAGGCCAUCUACUACUAUAAAGAGAGUCUGCCGAUUGCUAUACUCCAGAAAGAGAGAGAAAUGUGUGAAAAGGCUCUAAAAAGAAUUUCUUCAAGGAAGAUUAGGAGGAAUAGUCAUGAUGCUGAGGGUUUUGCUCUGCUUGGCUUUGUCCACAAAACUAAUGGGGAAAGAGAGGAUGCAAUUGAUUGUUAUGAAAAAGCCUUAAAAUAUGAUCCGUACAAUGAGGAAUAUGUGAGUGAACUUUGUGAGCUGAAGUUGAUGAUAUGAAAAAGAAAGUGAAGUUAACAGGAAAUUUUGUGUUUUAAAGCUUACCCUUUUCGCAUAAAUCAUUUCUCCCUCAGUAUUUCAGUGAAACAGAAUGAAGAGGAGAAAGAAUGGGGGAGAGGAGAUGAUAAUUCAGUGCUCACAAGAUAAUAAAAGUUCAACUCAACACUCCUGGCUGAACUAUAUAUAUUAUAUAUAUUACAUAAUGAAAAUUAUUAUAUGUGGUGUGAAGGUUUUUUGAGCUAAGAUUCCUCUUUAUUGAUUAUUUGUUAAUCAUUUCAUUCAAUAUAUUGUAGCUACAUCCACAAAUGUAUAAAAUCAUUGUUUACAGAAACAAGUAUAUUCUUUUUUCACACAACACAUUAUGAUAUCGCAAUAUAUUGUCUUCCUCAGCAUUAUUGCCAAUAUAACAAUAGAAAAAAUGAUAACAACUUUAUUGGAACAACAAGGUUACAUGAUAAAAGCAAUAUUUAAAGGAAGAAAGGGCACAGAGAACAGCAAAGCCGGGACAGUACCACAAAUGAUGCAACAUUUUUUAACUAUUACAACAAGUAAGGGAGGAGGUAGACGUGUAGCAGGUAAAUAGUACAUUAUUGAAUGGUUAAAAGCUUGAGUCCAACUGAAGGCCAAAGGAAGCAUGUGCAUAAGGUAUAGCACAGAUAAAGUUAGGAAGGGCCACACAAAGGAUCGCUAGCGACUGUUUAUGCGGAUAUUUACUGCAGUAAGCCUUUGGCCCCACUUCCCCUAUUACACAGUAAGAUGUGUGGCCUAUGGCAGAUAAUGUUUUGAUGGGUUAAACCGGGUUAAAACGGGUUAACACCCAAUCUGCUUUUGAUCAUGACCCCAUUUAACAGGGUAAUAGCGACCUGUAAUGUAAUAAGGUCCUAAGGGAUAUGCCCACCCUACAAUCUAUGCUGUUAUUUCUAUGCUACUGAAUAAUUUGUAACCAAGCACCAUUGCAGUCCAUGCUUAACUGUUGUAAUGCUUAAACUCCACACAAGUCUCUUUUUUAACUAUGUAUCAAAAAGGACGUAGCAUAUGGCUAUGACAAGCUAUGACAUUUGAGCUCCGACUUUCAAAGUACUAGGAUUAAAAUACUUGACACUCUAACACCCUAUUGGAAACUAAGGAUCCCAGAGACACUCCAGUAGUUGCACUUAGAGUAAGUCAUUACGUACAAACAUUUCAGUAGGUGCAGUAGAUUUAAUAGUAAAUAUCAUUUACCUUAGUGAUUAUGUGUCCUGGCAUUAAUAUUGAUUAUCCUUUUUCUACAUAGCUAUUUAUAUACAUAUAUUUUUAUUUUUGUUGUAUGUCAAGUCAUGACAAAAUAUAACUAAUGAAAUAGUUAGAAAGCAUUUAUUUAUAAUAUAGCCUGCUAUUAGGCCAUAUAUGUUUUUUUAAGGUAACAAAUGUGUGUUCUGCCUAAAAAAAUAAGUGAGUGUCCAACAGAAUGGAAUGCAGUAAUCAUAAUAGCAUAAAGCCCAAUGUAUCCUUCAUGUACUGCUAUAGGAUGUAUUAAGAUCUAUGUAAAGUAAUAUAAUUACAUCUUCACCUAUGUCAGUAGAUGAUGUUUAUAAAAUGUUAAUAAAGCUUCUUUUGAU
Molecule: messenger RNA, 3319 nt
Organism: Hyla sarda
Lineage: Eukaryota; Metazoa; Chordata; Amphibia; Anura; Hylidae
Product: interferon-induced protein with tetratricopeptide repeats 5-like
Exons: 2
Coding region: 273-1721 (482 amino acids)
Biological process (GO): defense response to virus
Cellular component (GO): cytosol
Molecular function (GO): protein binding
Source: RefSeq, a predicted model, not a curated record